Molecule: messenger RNA, 1404 nt
Organism: Fusarium fujikuroi IMI 58289
Lineage: Eukaryota; Fungi; Ascomycota; Sordariomycetes; Hypocreales; Nectriaceae
Exons: 1
Coding region: 1-1404 (467 amino acids)
Source: RefSeq, a predicted model, not a curated record
AUGGAUCUCUUCGACAGACUCCCCGCUGAGGUCCGCAUCAAGAUCCUCGGAUCUAUUCCUUCGCAUGCGACGACCGCUCGACUGAUCCGAGCCUCGCCAGCCAUGCUGGCCCAAUAUACGACUACUGAGUCGACUUAUGUGCGCGAAUACCUGUUGCAACUUGUAGGUACCGAUGCAAACGAUCAUGGUCUUCUCCAAGACGCUCUAGCGAUCAUUUACCUCAGCGAGACUGAUGACCUCGACCAAAUCUCCGAUAUUUUGCGCGAAUGGAAAGCCAAGACCCUCCCACUACCUUUCCGCCGUGGUGAUAACGACACGACCACUAAGCUUCGGCUUCUGUUUGAGCGCAUGGGCGAGUUCAUCGACGACUACCUCAGCAAGGCAACAGCUCAGAAUACUGCCGAGGCGUAUCUUCGCCCCCCGCGCCGCACAUACAUCGACACCGUUGACCCGCAGCUCAUCACUCUGCAUGACUUGAACCCCCAAGAGAGACUUCGUCUCUUUCAAGCAUUUAUCAAGUUCGAGGUCCUCUGCAAUUUCAGCAACGAACGAGUCCACCACGCACUGACCAAGCUCCGACCGAAGCUGAAGCUCGGAUUGAGCAGCUGGGAGAAGAAGGCUUUGAUGUGCGUAUAUGAAUACAUGAAAGCAUCCUACAGCGCGAUGUUCGUCCAAUAUGCAGGUGCAAAGACGUUCAAGGACUACAAGAAGACUUGUGAUUCUCUGAGACGGGUCGAACGUGAGGACUCAUUCUUUGUCGAAACGAUGUGUUACGAUCCACAGUAUCCCUUCCGUCGUUACAAGUCUCUCGAGAAUGCAGCCUAUUACCCCAAAGCGCUACCUUGGUGUGGGUUUGAUGUGCUGUCGCACUUGAUGAUGGAGGCGAAGGCAGAACACCAACCUAUGCGGAUUGCGAGGAUGUGUUCAAAAUAUGACCGGAGGAGCUGCGACUCAGCUCACCACAUUGUUUCCAGGGUCGAGGAGAUGCAAUCUAGGGAAGACAGUGCUCAACUGAAUCGACUCGCAGGACGCCCCAAUCGUACCAAUACAGAAGUCGUCCAAGUCAAGAGAAUGCGACGCACCAUACACCAACAGAGAGCCUGGGCAUUCUUCGACGAUGCGAGAUUGUGUCCUGGACAAGAAGCUCAUUUCCCGACUGAGGAAGAGGUCACGACAGAGGUAGCGAGACUGGAAGCCGAGCGGAAAAUGAACACAAGGAAGCAAUGGCAGGAGUACUUUGCCAAGAAAAGAUCCAACCCUCCUCGGUAUAAGUCCCCCCUGAAGCUAUGGGACCGAAAUGAUCAUACCACGGCCGAGAAAACGCUAAAAGACUGUGAGGCAAAUAACGGUGGUUUGGUCCCUCCGCCAUUCUUUGCAUUGCCCGAGGCGAGACAUCGUGGAUGA